Anisakis simplex (herring worm) is the source of this 135-nucleotide messenger RNA. The record is from the annotation of a GenBank genome assembly. NCBI's taxonomy places the organism in Eukaryota, Metazoa, Nematoda, Chromadorea, Rhabditida, Anisakidae.
AUGGCCAUUCUGAAAGCGGCUAGCGGCGGCUCAACGAAUCCCUUCUUGAGCAAUGCUCAGUCGGAUUUGCUAAAAACGAUUACAACGAAACCAGAUCAACCAGCAGUCACCGCCCCGGUAGCAGUAAGUUUUUGA